Messenger RNA from Priceomyces carsonii, 1044 nucleotides. RefSeq names its product transcription factor TFIIB (gene SUA71). Gene Ontology annotation, biological process: regulation of DNA-templated transcription; transcription initiation at RNA polymerase II promoter; transcription preinitiation complex assembly. Lineage: Eukaryota; Fungi; Ascomycota; Pichiomycetes; Serinales; Debaryomycetaceae. Gene Ontology annotation, cellular component: nucleus; transcription preinitiation complex. Gene Ontology annotation, molecular function: TBP-class protein binding; RNA polymerase II general transcription initiation factor activity; sequence-specific DNA binding. The record is from RefSeq and is a predicted model, not a curated record. Bases 1 to 1044 code for a protein of 347 amino acids. The transcript has a single exon.
AUGUCAAAUGGAAGCACUCAAGUCAUGAUGGAGGGCGCUGAACCUUUCCUGGGGCCUAAUUUGAACAUCACAUUAACGUGCCCAGACUGCAAGAAGUAUCCUCCGGACUUGAUUGAAAGGUUCAGUGAAGGUGACAUUGUUUGCGGUAGCUGUGGGUUGGUUCUAAGUGAUAGAGUUGUUGAUACGCGAUCAGAAUGGAGAACGUUUAGCAAUGACGAUCAGAAUGGGGAUGAUCCGAGCCGUGUUGGAGAUGCUGGGAACCCGUUGAUGGAUUCUGAAGACUUGACCACUAUGAUUUCCUAUAUUCCCGAAAACACGAGAGUCGGGAGGGAGUUGAAUAGAGCCCAAUCAAUGUCCUUGGUUGAUAGGAAGGAUAAUGCAUUGGCGGCUGCGUAUUCGAAGAUUUCGCAGAUGUGCGAUGGGUACCAGUUACCAAGGAUUGUGCAAGAUGGUGCGAAAGAAGUCUACAAGUUGGUCUACGAAGAAAGACCUCUUAAGGGAAAGUCUCAGGAAUCUAUCAUGGCUGCUGCAAUAUUCAUUGGCUGCCGUAAAGCAAAGGUGGCCCGUACGUUUAAGGAGAUAUGGGCACUUACAAAUGUACCAAGAAAAGAGAUUGGAAAAGUUUUCAAAAUCAUGAAUAAGAUUAUUCAAGAAAAGAAUGCUGCCAAUCCAAGUGCUGCAUUUAUCCAGGAUAAUGAACAGACUACUCAAACUUCAGCUGAAGACUUGAUUAGGAGAUUUUGCUCCCAUUUGGGUUUGAAUUCACAAGUUACAAACGCAGCUGAGUAUAUUGCCAGAAGAUGUAAAGAAGUUGGUGUUUUAGAUGGAAGAUCUCCUAUCACUGUUGCUGCUACGGUUAUAUACAUGGCAGCUUUAGUAUUUGGGGCUGAUUUGCCUCCAUCUAAGAUUGCUGAUAAAACUGGUGUUAGUGAUGGUACGAUUAAGACAUCGUACAAAGUAAUGUAUGAGGCAAAGGGUCAACUAAUUGAUCCUUAUUGGGUGGAAAGUGGAAAGGUUAAAGUCGAAGAUAUACCUAAAAAUUAG